CGAAACGUGCAACCAAAUUUUCAAAUAUUUUUAUUUUCUUCACUUUAGUCCUGAGCCCCGUCUUUCCUGUCUUCCUCACACACAAACCCUAGCUUUCGCAAAGCAGCAAUCUGUGUUCGCUUAGCAACAAUGCUUACAGGUGACAUACCACCGAACCAGACUAUAUACAUAAAGAACUUAAAUGAGAAAGUCAAGAAAGAAGAGUUGAAGAGAUCUCUUUAUGCCUUGUUCUCACAGUAUGGGAGAAUUGUGGACAUUGUUGCACUGAAAACUCCCAAGCUUCGAGGACAGGCUUGGGUUGUAUUUAGUGAAGUGACAGCUGCAAGCAAUGCAGUGCGACAAAUGCAAAACUUCCCAUUUUAUGAUAAACCAAUGCGAAUACAAUAUUCCAAAACAAAAUCAGAUUGCAUUGCUAAAGCAGAGGGUACCUAUGACAAGAAAAAGAAGCAAGAGGAAAAAGUUGAAAGAAAGACACGUGGCAGAGAAGGUCCACAAACUACCACCAGUAAUGGUCCUACAGCUGACACCAAUGGAGGCCCACCUGCUUCAACUUGGCAAGCAAAGUCGGGUGCACAAGAAGCAGCUGCAGAGCCAAACAACAUACUCUUUAUACAAAAUUUACCAUACGAGACAACCUGUAUGAUGUUGGAAGUUCUUUUCAAACAAUACCCUGGCUUUAGAGAAGUUCGAAUGAUCGAAGCAAAGCCAGGCAUCGCCUUCGUAGAAUUUGAAGAUGAUAUGCAGUCGUCAGUAGCCAUGCAGGCACUUCAAGGCUUCAAAAUCACUCCCCAGAAUCCCAUGGCCAUUACCUAUGCCAAAAAGUGAGCAACCUACUUUGUCGGCCUAGUGCUGCAUUUCUGUUCUGCUUAUCGCGAUGAGGAACUGUUAACCCUCGAGACUUGGAAUUUUGUGUUAAGUAGAUUUAUGAUGGUAGAAGUGGAUCCUUGUCUGGUUUCAUACGUACUUUUGAACAUCUACAUGAUAGUAUCUGCUUUAUUGCAUAUGCGGGGAAGUAGACUGAGCUGUACAUCUACUAUGAGCAGAUUGAAGCUUGCUUGCUUUGUUAUUUCUGGUGAAUGUUCACUUUCUAGAAGCACAUUUCAUUAUCUACCAUACAAAUAA
Messenger RNA from Olea europaea var. sylvestris, 1122 nucleotides. Its product is annotated as U2 small nuclear ribonucleoprotein B''. The record is from RefSeq and is a predicted model, not a curated record. Gene Ontology annotation, molecular function: RNA binding. Gene Ontology annotation, cellular component: U2 snRNP. The transcript has 5 exons. Gene Ontology annotation, biological process: mRNA splicing, via spliceosome. Bases 130 to 825 code for a protein of 231 amino acids. NCBI's taxonomy places the organism in Eukaryota, Viridiplantae, Streptophyta, Magnoliopsida, Lamiales, Oleaceae.